AUGGGGACAGAGACUAGUAUUUUACAGGGUUGCGAUCUCGAAGAGCCAUUAGAGACACCUUCGCAACAAGACUGGACGAUUCAUCCAGCCAAAAGGAACGAUGGUUCCCGAGUCUCUGUUUUUGUUCACAAGAAAACGGAACAACAAAACGACAAACGUAUAGAACAUGCUGCUAAGGGAGGUGUUUCCCAUAAUAAUGUAUACACGUCUUCUAUCUAUGUAAGUCAAGAUGGCGGAUGGAGACUUGGAGGAAUGGAACAACUUUGUAAAUUUCAUGAGGCCACAAUACAGUUUUUAGAACAGAUGUGUCCUAUGAGAAACAGUAAAAUAAUCCCACCUGAAGAACAGGAAAAGUCUACAUGUACAUUAAGUGCUGAGUUUGGCCAUGCAAGAGAUGCAUAUGCAUUUGGUGUAUUGGCUCAGGAACUAUUGGCGUAUCUUGGUGAACUAGGUGACAUUGCUGUCGAUUUUUCCACCGUUAUAGAACAAUUCUUGAAUCCAGACCCAACUCAAAGACCAAAACUUAAAACACUACUUUGCAAUAAACUUUUUAAGAAUGACUUUUUACAGAUUAUUAAUUUUCUUAAUAAUAUAACAAUAAAAUCAGAAUCCGAGAAGACACUCUUCUUCAAAAGUUUGGUUCCUAAGUUGUUAGAAUUACCUUCUUCAUUGGUGGCUGCUCGACUUGUGCCAAAACUGCUGACUAGAUUUGUAAUGGCUGACUUUGAUGCAGUGGAGUAUGUUUUUCCACAUUUAUUCACACCAAACUCAGAUCCAAUGUCAGAAACAGGAUUCCAAGAUGGUCAUGUAAAUCCAAUUCUUCCAGUUCAAGAAUUCAAAGAAAGCAUUAUUCCCAUUAUUGAGAAGAUAAUCUGUGUACGAGAAACACACGUCAGACUUGCUUUGCUCAAGUAUUUUGCAUCGUAUGUACAUUUGUUCGAUACUGAUGUGUUACGAAAAACAAUUCUCCCACAGAUGUUGUUAGGCUUAAGGGACAGCAAUGAUGACAUUGUCAGUUCAAGUCUCCAUGCUCUUGCUGAAAUUGUAUCAAUACUUGGUGGUAAAACCGUUGUUGGAGGACCCAGAAGGAAACUGUUCUUGGAUGGCAGGCCAAAG
This is a messenger RNA of Saccoglossus kowalevskii, 1116 nucleotides long. Its product is annotated as protein-associating with the carboxyl-terminal domain of ezrin-like. The record is from RefSeq and is a predicted model, not a curated record. Gene Ontology annotation, molecular function: ATP binding; protein kinase activity. Gene Ontology annotation, biological process: protein phosphorylation. NCBI's taxonomy places the organism in Eukaryota, Metazoa, Hemichordata, Enteropneusta, Harrimaniidae.